Messenger RNA from Cervus elaphus (red deer), 6621 nucleotides. It is a transcript of the gene NEXMIF, whose product is annotated as neurite extension and migration factor. Gene Ontology annotation, biological process: negative regulation of neuron migration; negative regulation of cell adhesion mediated by integrin; negative regulation of cell-cell adhesion mediated by cadherin. Lineage: Eukaryota; Metazoa; Chordata; Mammalia; Artiodactyla; Cervidae. Gene Ontology annotation, cellular component: nucleus. Bases 587 to 5164 code for a protein of 1525 amino acids. The record is from RefSeq and is a predicted model, not a curated record. The transcript has 4 exons.
AGUAGCAUCAGCAGCAGCAGCAGCAGCAGCCGCCGCCACAGCAGUGGCAGUAGCGACAGUAGCAGCAUUUAGCAAUAGCUUUAACAGCGAUAGCGGCAGUAGCAGCCGCCCUCCUCUCUCCCUCCUGCGGACGGCCGCAGCCACGGCGCUCAGCGGGCUCCAGCGCCGUGCGCGCAGCCCACUGGUGAGAUAGCCCCGGCCGGAGCAGUCGGCGGUGCACUAGAAGAGCGGACCCCAGGAGCAGCCGGCGGCCACUGAGGCGCUGAGUUUUAGGGCCAUAACCAGACAGCUCUGAAGCCAUCCAGCACCGCCGCGGCGGCGGCGCCUGAGGGAGAGAGGCGCGUCCACCUGGCGGGCCCGGCGCAUGGAGCUGAGGCAGAGGCGGCGGCGGCGGCGGCAGCACUAGCAACAGCGGCGGCGGGGACAGCUUGAGCAGCUGCGGCGACCGCAGCAGCCCAGCCCUGACUGCGGCCGCGCUAGCCCCAGCGCCAGCUGCCUGAGUCCGCCGGCGACGCGUGUCUCCGGAGUCGGCCUGGGAGGUUGAACAGCAUUUGGACUUGGAAUGAAACAAUAAGAGGUUCCAUUCAUGGAUAACCAACAAGAUAAGGCUAUUGUUGCCUCAACCAACGGAGAAAACACUAUGAUUAAUGGGGUCAAGGAAAAUGAUUCAGAGGACCAGGAUGUGGCAAUGAAGUCAUUUGCAGCUCUAGAGGCUGCUGCACCAAUCCAGUCUAUACCGGUGGCUCAAAAAGAGAACCUGAUGUACCCCAGAGGUCUCCUGCCUCUGCCCUCUAAGAAGCCCUGUAUGCAGAGCCCUCCCUCUCCUUUGGGCCUGAUUGAAGCACCUGAGCAUACUGCUAAUAGUGCUUCUGUGAAUGCCAUCUCCCUUACAUCUGGUGUUGCAAAGGGCCUGAACACAUGGUCAUUGCCCAAUGAGUGUGAGAAAGCUCCAUUUGCCAUAAUGGAGCCUGCAGGCAUGUCAGCUCUGAAUGGGGACUGCCUCAUGCAGCCAAGCCGGACUUGCUUGGGCUGCUUCAUGGAAUCCAAGGAUGCAGUAGAUCCUGAGCCAGGGAUCAGUCUAAAAGUCAGUGAUCUAAACAGGGAUUAUGAAACCUGUGCAGUCUCUGAUAUAGGGAUUCAGUGUAUUAAUGCUGGAGAAAACAUGAAAUACGGAGAACAGCUUCUCUCAGAUCAGCUCCUAGGCUUCCCCUUGCACAAAUCAAGGGCAGGAGAUAGACGAGAAGCUGAGAAACCUGACAUUGACUUGGAGGACCCAGGUCAGAAAAGUUAUUAUGAGGCAUUACUGUUAGAUAAGUGCAAUACAGAAGAGGCUUUGCUGGCAAAUUCCAAUCAGGAUUGGGGUUACUUUGAGACUUUCAUUAGUGAGAGUAAGAUCGAACUACUUGACCUCUGUUCCAAGAAUGAGCUGUCUGUCAACCUGUUCUCUGAAGAAGAUGUGGAUAACUACAUGUUUGAUGAUGAUGAGUCAACACUGGGCAGUGAUGUCUGCUCCCUGAAAAUUCGAUAUGAGUCCUUCCAGGACAAUGUUCGAGACAAGACCACCCUUUUGAUGCAGGAGGAUGCCCAGUUCAACUUUUUUCCCAGUGUCUUUACUACCUGCCCCAAGCGGGAGUCUAAGACUGGGGCCCUGAAGCAAAGUAGCGAUUUUUCCCAAUUCAAGGUCCCUGAUGUGAGCAUUAUCUGGGGGGAGGAAGAUAAAAACCUGGACAAGAAGAAAGGCAAAGAAGAAGGCCAGGAAGAAAAAGGUGCAGAGAAAAAAGAUGGGAAGGAUAAUGAAGAAAAAUCUGCCUUAAAUAAACCAUGCAGUGGAACUGAAGUAGAGCAAUUUAAGAAUCUAAAGCAAGGCCAUCUUGCCAAUUCCUUGGAAGCAUCAGGGAAUUUCAGUGAUGGUAGUUCCUUCAUUGAGGUCUCAUUUGAUACCAUGGGGGAGAUCAAGGACUGUAGCCGCUAUAUGGCUCGGGACACUAAUUCUGGCAGCUCCUCCUCCCAGCAGAACUAUGGGCUACGAGCCAAGAGAAAAGUCAGGUAUAGUGAAGAUUAUCUGUAUGAUGUUGACUCACUAGAGGGUGAAAAAGUAAAUGAGAGGAAGGAAUGGCUGCCAGGUGGUUCUAUAGAAGAAGAUGAUGAUGAAUGGUGUCCCAAAAAGAGAAGAAAAGUAACCCGUAAGGAGCCCCCUGUUAUUAUCAAAUAUAUUAUCAUCAACCGUUUUAAAGGUGAGAAAAACAUGCUGGUGAAGUUGGGUAGAGUGGAUGCCAGUGAAACAACAGUUAAUUUGAGUGAAAAUCAGCUCAACAAAUAUGCCAAGCUGGCUCCCUUGAAGGGCUUCUGGCAAAAGAAGAAAAAGCAGAGAAACAGCAAUGCAGACUCCAGCAAAACAUCCUUAUGCCAAAAGCAAAGCUUUGAACCAGGUAGCUUUGAGAUGUCAUUUCUGCCACCUGCUCGUAAACGAAAAUCUAAACUUGGCAACAGGCACAGGAUUCAAAGAAUCCCAUCCAUAGAGACGUCAGCAAGUGGUAAGCAGGUUUCAUUCUGCAAUGAUGAGAGGCAAACUAAUAAUUGUAAAGAAGAUGGAGGCCUGAAAGGCACACUGAAGUCAGCACCUCUGGCUUCCCCCAGUUGUGCAAAUGGAUCACAUUUAAAUGACAUCACAGGUCCUGACUCAGAGAAAGUCAAAGCCCAAGAUGGUCAAUUUAAGGGACCAGAGAGGAAAGUGCUUAACAAAAUCAAAUUUAAAAGUGAAGCCAGGUUAAAAUCCAAGAAAAUCAAAGCUGGGCAAGAAAGCAAGCCAGUUGUUCAAAUGAGUCCUAUUUUGGAAAACCAAUCCUCCAAGGCUAAUUCAAAGAAUGAAGCCAUUCCUGGGACCUCAAACAGUUCGCAUCUAUCUGAAUUUCAUGAGACAAAGGUUGCUAAGAAUUCUACUUUCCUACCAACCAGCUGCUCUUCUGAAAUGCCUCUAUCAUCUGCUCAUGUUGCCAACAAUAUACCUGUUAUUCCUGGAGGGUAUCUACAGACAUUGUUAGAUGCUUCUGACUUGUCAAAUAAUACUGGUAUCUCAUACUUCAAUCAUCAUUCUCCAGAGCAAAACGAAGACAGGCUCACUCAAACAGAAAAAUCAUUUGUACCUCUCCAACCUGCCCAGGACUGUGUGCUUUCCUCACCUGCUGAGUCUCAGCUGCUUCAGUCAUCCCAAAACUUCAAAAUGGAAUCAAACAGCUAUGGAGAUGUGUGGCACAACAAACCUGCUUCUGGCUCCCAGGAAUUCAUUGCUGAAGUCUCAAGGGAGAUAGCUCCAACCCAGUCCAGUGAAUAUGGAGUCUCCCAAGUAGUCUCCAUGGAAAAUAGCCUCACAGCUACAACAUACAAUCCAAUCUGUCUCAAUAGUGGUGGAAGUAGUUGCAACAAGGUCAUAUAUACCUCUGUGCAAGACACCCAGCUCUCAUCUGAUGACUCUUACCAAUUAUGUCACUUUAAUAAUGGAGAGGUCUGCUUUCCUUUCCAGCACGGUCCAGUCAAUAUGGACGAUGUGCGGCUCUUUAGCUUUGAUUCCAUUGCCCCACUCUCUGUCAACUCAAGCAAUUAUUGCUCCUUAAGCUUGAAAUCCUGUGAAAAGGAUGGUGAUGAUGAUAUUGCUGAUGACUUCUUGGCCCACUGCAGCCCCAAGCUGGUGAUCCAGCAGAGCAUUGAUGAGAUAGCACCACUAAAGGAGUCCACUGACCUUUUGGAUAUCUCCAACUUCACUCCUGACAAAUUCCGCCACUCUUCUCUCUCAGAGAUAUCUCCACCUGAUACUCCCAGUCUUUCCCCUCAAAUUACCAGAUGUGAGAAUAUCAAGACACUAGGAACACUAAAAGGAUUCCAAGAGGGUGUCCCAGGAACACUGGGCAAUAUGGAGAAAAUCAAGUGGGACUGCAGUACCCUUUCACGGCAGGUUCAAGUGGAUGAUGGAUUUACUUUAAAUAACCAUCAGUUUCAAUUCCAUAUGUUCAAUGAUGAGGAUUCUGUCAGCCUGCUCCAGAAAGCCCCUUGCUUAUCAACAUUUAAUGAUCCAUCUAGUCAAAUGAGUACCAGCAGCAAGGUGCCAAAAUCAAGAAAGAAAAGUUCACCCAGCAAGAGUGGGGCUAUGAACCAAAGCUCUUCUCAGAAAAACAACAGGAAAAAAUCCCCCAAAGGCAACAACAAAGGGAUUGAAAAACCACCUGGCAAAACCUCCCGCCAGGUCCCUAAGUCAGCAAAGAAAGGGAAAUUCAUGGCUGCAAUCAAUGGAGAGAAAAUGCAAAUUGGCAUCAGUCGUGGAGGAGGCCAAAUCAACAGCAUAUCCUCCACGGGGAAGACAUUGGCUGAAUGUAUCCAACAUGGCCCUGUGGCCUCUAUGAAGAUGCCAAGUCAGAAGGGACUUUCGGGAGACUGGUCUUUAAGUCAGAAGGGACUUUCUGGAGACUGGUCUUUGGGGAAGGAGAGCAGCCCAGGUUGGAAUGACAUGAACAUGGGCACCAACACCAACAACCUUUUGGAUGAUGACCAACGGGAAUUUCAGGAGCCUUCAUAUAUCUUGUCCAACAUUGCCUCUGGUAUGGCAGAUGUGCAGAGGUUCAUGAUGGCCUCCAUAGAACCCCUUUGGGAACCCAUGGAGCACCAUGGGGACCCCAAUAUAUUCUACUCCCCUGAGUCCAAUAGUCUAAAAUUAAAAACCCUCAAAAUAUUGGCUGGGACACCACAGGAAUCUAAGAAAAAGGUCAACAAUGGCUCUCCAGGAGCCACUAAGAAUCACAGGUCUAUCAAGGGUGUGAGUAAAAGCAAUGGGAAAGCAGUGAUAGGUGAUCCUGGUCGUGCAAGCAUGUCUGGUUAUAAUGAGGACUCUCGCUCUGCCUUCUUUGAUAAAAAGCUUAAUAACCUGAGCACUUUAGGCAAUAAUGUACCGACACACAAAAAGUUAUAUCGUCACAAAACCAGCUCCAAGGCCCUGAGAGAAGAGAAGUGUAAGGGAAAGCGCAUGGAGCGAGAACAGGUCCACAAGGAUGAGGCUGGGACAGCUUCUUUUGAAAAACUGAGGGAUUCCGACUACAAUCUCCUAAAAGCAGAAACAACAUUUUGGGUUUUACCUGUGUUUGAAGAAGAGACUCGCAUUUUCCAGAAAGACAUUUGAUGUUUGUGUUUUAUUUCUUUCAAAAUAUGCCUUGUGGUAUGUAUGUUGACAUGUAAGUGCUUAAAGAAAAGAAUUUUAAAGUGUGGGAAUAAGUCUUUAGAAGCAAACUUUAAUCUGAUGUUCUAUGUAAAAGACUUUAGAAGUCAUACAGUUGCACAAGUAGUUUAUGCACUAUUUAUCCAAGGGGAAAUAAAGGAAAACAUUGUGCCAAACUACAAACAAGUGACUGUAUUGUAUAUAUUUUUACUUCUAUAUCAACAUUUGGUUGUGAGUAUUUGGGGAACUUGUCCCUGUUAAUUUACUAGAAACAUUCCAGUGAUUAUUGCUAUUAACCACCCCCACUUAUGUGGAUAGCACCUGUAGAUCACAGUGGAAAAAUAUGUUGUGUUACACAAUUUACCAAAACUUAAAGGAUACUGUUUGAAAUGUGCCAAAUUUCCUUACCUCAUCUUACAUAUUCACCCCCACAGUUUAAAGCUCAUUAAUUAAUUUAAAAUAUAAGAAUACAUACCUUAUUUUUAAAAUUAAAAUUCUACUGUCCUGUGUGGAAACAUGAACCAUUAAAUAAGGCACAAAAAGGUUUGUUUGUUCCAUUGUCUAAGGGUUAAAGUGUUGGAAAAGUCUGAAAGUCACAACAGCUAAGUCCAUCAGGGACCCAAGUAUAUGCAUUUACAGAAACUUUUACAAGGAAACAAAGCAGCUGCUUUAAAGUUUGUUUUCUAAAAGGAAAAUCUGUAUCUGAAAAUUAUUUAAAGUGCAAAGUUAUAUUGCUGAUACUUUAUAUCUCAGUUUUAUAUAUUUUAUAAUAGUCUGGGAUAAAUUAUAAAAUAGCUAUAAAAUCAAGACUAAGAUAAAUGAAAUACAUAGAUUGCUUUUAAGUAGUUUCAUAAAUGUUUUAUUCCAGUUUUGUCAGAAGUGCACUCAUAUCAUGGCUUUAGUGUUAAGUGUUUAAUCUUGCAAUGCCAAUGUCAUUUAAAGAAAAUGUUAAGGUAUCUCAGUUAGAUGCCUACGAAUCACAUACAUAUAUUUGAUAAACUGAAUAAUUUGUAACAACUAAUUGGGGCCAUAUAUACUUAGUCUGAGGAUGACUAGAGUAUCUGAUGCCACACACUAAACUUAAAUCUCAAUCUUUUAUAUAAAUUUUUGAAAUCACAUUUUUUAUUUAGCCCUUUCCCUUUUUAAAAAAUUUCACAGCCCCAACAUCCCUCACAACUAGCUUUUUCUUCCCUUUUAUUCACCACUUGACUUCUAACAUUUGAUCUCUUUUCCUUGCACAGUUGAAGGCCUGUGUGUCUGAUGACUGAUGCAUUAUGGCACAGAUGAGAUAAUGGAUGUGAAAGCGCUUUGUAGAUCGUAAAGUGCUAUACAGAUAUAGGGGAUUAAUAUUAUUAAUGUUGUUGGUUGUUGUUGUUGUUACUCUUACUAUUCUUACUAAUAUUGUUACUAACCUAUUAACU